This is a messenger RNA of Chelmon rostratus (copperband butterflyfish), 5455 nucleotides long. RefSeq names its product midnolin (gene midn). The transcript is spliced from 8 exons. Bases 212 to 1936 code for a protein of 574 amino acids. The record is from RefSeq and is a predicted model, not a curated record. Gene Ontology annotation, molecular function: protein binding. Lineage: Eukaryota; Metazoa; Chordata; Actinopteri; Chaetodontiformes; Chaetodontidae. Gene Ontology annotation, cellular component: nucleus.
ACGCCGGUGUGGUAACAACACGCCGAGGCAUCGCAGGACAUAACAGCGGCUCCCCAUUGGUCAGGAGCGUCUUGGUCUGGUGCGUAACGUCGCGCGCUGGACACGCACGGGCCUGUCAGUGCAUUUACUGAAAAAAAAAACCUUGUGGAUAUUCAAAGUGUUUGGAUCUAUCUCUAUUUCGCUUUUAAGUCACAGUCCGGGUUUGUCUUACAUGCCAAAGCUGGGGGAACAGACAGGAACACAAGCGACUUCAGCGCGAGGCUUCACAGUUUUCGCCACAAUAAUUGGUUAUCGGAUGGACCAGCAUCCCAGCGCCCGGAGCUGCACCAGUCGCGGGGCUUCGUCCUGCGAGGCCGUCCCGACAGAGCCCUCCAUGAAUCUGUACAUCCACUCCACCACCGGCACACGCUUCGAGCUCUCCCUGCCCCUGGAGGAGACCGUGGAGGGACUGAAGAGGAGGCUGUCGCAAAAACUCAAAGUACCAAAAGAGAGACUCGCUCUGCUGCACAAAGAAACGCGACUAAGUUCAGGCAAACUCCAGGAUCUAGGCAUCUCUGAUGGGAGCAAGUUAACACUUGUACCAACAGUCGAAGCAGGAUUAAUGUCUCAAGCAUCAAGACCAGAACAGUCAGUAAUGCAAGCCUUGGAGAGUUUAACAGAAACUCAGGUCAGUGACUUCCUGUCCGGCCGCUCCCCCCUCACUCUUGCACUGCGUGUCGGUGAUCACAUGAUGUUCGUCCAGCUCCAGUUGGCGGCGCAGCAGUCCGGCGGUCCCCAGCUCCAGCACCGACACCUCAUCACCCGGGGAAACGCAGAGACUGCAAUGGGACAGCCCACGGGGCAGCCCCGUGUUCCCCACCCUCACCCGCACGCCCACCACCACCCCCAUCAUCCACACAGUCACCCCAGCUCCCACUUGUCCCAGCCUCACCUGGUCCCUUCCUCCCCCUCUUCUCCGGGCUCCCCUUCCUUCCCCCUGCCCUCCACGCACCACCAGCCGCUCCCUCCCAUGUAUCAUCAAUCGCCCUCCUCCGCUCACUGUAGCCCCCCUACUCCUCCUCCUCCACCCCACUCCCCUCGCCCAGGGACCCACAUCCCUGGAGGUAUUUUCCGCUCUCCAGCCCAUCACCAUCAUCACCAUCACCACUACCACCAGCCUUCCUCAGGCCAACCCAGCCACGACAUCGGCCAGGCCAGCCCUGUAGCCCCGGUCCUCUGCCCUGAGGCUAACUGCAGCACCAACAGCCCCACAAGUGGCACCAGUCCCUCAACACGCUCCCGUAAACCUGGCGCCAUCAUUGAGAGCUUUGUCAACCACGCUCCCGGAGUCUUCUCAGGGACCUUUUCAGGCACUUUGCACCCUAAUUGCCAGGACAGCAAUGGGCGUCCCAGACGAGAUAUUGGUACCAUCCUGCAGAUCCUCAACGACCUCCUGAGCGCCACACGCCACUACCAGGGCAUGCCCCCCUCCCUCACCCAGCUCCGCUACCAGACCCAGUGCGGAUCACCCACCUCCCCAUCCCCCUCACCGCCUCCUUCGCCCCCAGUUGCUGGCAUGACGGGCCUUUCUGCCAAAGCUACCUCUGUGCCCGCCAGCAGCCCUAGCAGCCCUCCGCCGACUCUUCACCCGCUGGUGCAGUGCCAGAGCCAGAUCCGCAUGUGCAAACCCCCUGGUGACCGUAUUCGUCAGACCGAGAACCGUGCAACCCGCUGUAAGGUGGAACGCCUGCAGCUGCUGAUGCAGCAGAAGCGCCUGCGCAGGAAGGCGAGGCGGGACCAGCGCUCCCCCUAUCAGUGGCUGCCCAACCGGAAGGCCGGACGCAGCAACAGCAACAGCAGCAUGUCCAGCGAGGGCUCCCUGGACCUGGACUUUGACGACUCGGUGUGGAAACCCGACGUCAAGGCCGACUUGAAGUCUGAGUUCGUCAUGGCCUGAGCCGUCUGCACCCACGUGCCGGGGGAUAGAUUCAAAGAUGUGCUAAGCAUUGCUUGGGAUUUACCUAGAGAUAUUUUUUUUUGAGGGAGUGGAUUCGCAGGAGGUGACACAGAACUGCGCAAAGGCGUCUUGUGCAAAGAGGAAAUCAAAGUUGUCCUUGUGAGCGGCGCCGGUCAUGUGGAAAAAAAGUGGCUCCCUGCAGACUUUAAUCCCGUUCUGUCGUUCACAGGCGACCUUGUGAAAAACAGCAACAAUAGCGACAGAACUUUCUUUUGAUGCUUGGACUUGGACAGGCAACAACCGGACUUAGCAGUGUAAAAGACUUUUUACGGUGUCGCGACAGAGACCGUACCUGAACUUGAGCAUAGCAGAAUUCAGUGGGUGGUGGUGGUGGUGGUGUUUUCAGAUUUUGUUUUCUAAAAUUUGUUUUUUUAAAAGCGCACUCUGGACAGCAAUGAAGAGAUCCACACUGGACUUAUUAACAGGACGGGAGCACCAGAGGCCUCAGUGUUUGCUAAUCACAAGAAUGGCAGGACUGCCGAACUAUGGAUUACUCCAACGGGCAUUCUUAUCAAUCUCGAAACUCACCAACCAGAGUCUAGUUUUUACCUGUUACGGGGUGGUUAAACUUUUUGGUUUUUUUUUCCAUUUUGAAGCAUAUUAUUAUAUUUUGUAAACAAAAAAAUAUGUAGCAUUGUUCACAAAGCAUUCAGGUUUUCAUAUAACAGUUCAAAGUAGUUGUUGAUUUGCACAUUUUCUUGAUUUAUAACAGCUGGUCAAAUUGUGCAAGAAGGAGGAGGUGGGGCCUGAAAUAGAAUUUAAAAAAAAUGAAUAUGGAAGUAUUGAUAUCAACCUCAGUGACAUAGGGUAUCGAUAGGAACGAUUAAUGAAUAAACAAAAUGAAUUAAUAUUAACAGAAAGUGCUUUAGAGGAUUUUAAAAUCUUUAAAAUGUAUAUGGAAAAGAAAGUCUAUUUUUUAUUUCUCUUCCUAUCUGCUGUUUUCAAAAAACAGCGGCCCUCCGUGGCUUCAGUCAAGUCGUUGACUACGAACAAAUACGUGCAUCCAUUCAAUCAUUCAUUAGCUCGUUCACGAAUUCUAGUCGUCCGGCCACAAGAAAUGAUGCGGAAAGCUAAAUUUCAUCCAGCCCACCUUCAUGUCUCACAGACCUGAACGGACUUGUUGAGGGUUUGUAUUAGUUUGUGUACAUAAAUGUGACAAUUGGCAAAGGUUCAUGAGGGUGUGUGUACGUCUGACUUUAGUGUAAAUUGAUUUAGAAUAACCCACGUUUUUGUCCGAGUUGUCUUCUCCCAAAUAAACCCCUUAGUUUCUCAAAAUCCUGGAGAUCAGCUGCAGUGCGUGCAUGGGUCACUACUUUAUAUCACGACAGGAUAAAACGUCAAAUUCUAAGUUGGUUCCCAGCUCGAGGCCCAUUUGAUGUGUCCCUUUACCACAAGUCCUCAUAAUAAUGACUCUAUUUUUUUAUUGGCAAAGAGGGAGAAGAAGUGGGAUCUGUAUCCAGCAUCAUUAUCUAGUGCCUCCACCAGUGCAUCCAUUGACAUAUCAGGUUAGGCCUUUCACAGUUCCGCUGCUACACAUGGGGAUGAAAAAAACAAAAAACAAAAGCGAGAGGGGGAAAAGUGACUUUUCUUUGCAUGCAGAAGUGUGAAUUACACUGAUCUUUUUUCUAUCGAUGGAAGAAAAAAAAAAGAAACUGGUGCUGUGGGAAUGAAGGUUAACAACAUGCAUGAAUUUGUGAAGAAAAUAAACAAUGCUGCUUUUGUUGGUUAGGUUUUUGUAAUUUUUACUUUUCAAUGUUCGAACAACAGUGUCCUGCUAAAGUAUUCACGACGCAAAACCAAAACAGAUGAAGUUAAGUGUGGACUCGCGUCUUGCUCAGCACUGAACAUUCCUGUUGUGUGACAAUGAAGAUGAUGAGCAAAGAGCAACGGACUCUCUCUCUGUCUACUCCCCGAGCGCUGGUCUCACCCCCGUGACUCCCAAGGACCCAGACAGCCUACGAACUGUUCAGCCACCUCCCCUCCUCCCAGCCUGAACGCCAACCGAGGCUCGCGUGGACGUACUCUCGCAGGGUACCAACAGACCAGCGGAUUUACAGUACUGUCCCACAACAACCAACCCGUGAGAAGCGUCUGGUCCGUCUCUUUAUCUGUCUGUCUGUCUGAUCGAUCGACCACCCUACCACAAUUGCACUCCCAGAGAUUGCAGUGAGAGAUUACCUUUUUGGUGAACCUCAUCUUUUUUUUAAGUGGCCUUACCUUUCACUAAAAAAAUGAGACACUUGGGGACAAUGGGGGCGGGAAUGUUUUUUUCUUUUUUCUUCCUUUUUUUCUGUGUGCAUCGUUGUCGGACUUGUUGUCAUCAAGGCGCCAUUUUUGUCACUGAGGACACUGGGCAUCUGUCGUUUAGUGCUUUUAGCUGGUGGAGUCUCUAUUAUGUCAAGGCUUCUGUGCCUUAAAAAUGUUGCCCUUGCUGUGUCAGUGUCAGAUUAAAGCUUGUUUCCAAUUGGUUGAUAACCAGUUAGUAUUCGCAGCCAUGAGAGUCGUAGAUUUUAGGGGUAAGGCGUGUUUGAGUGAAUCAGAUACUAUUCAGAAGUUGGUGUUGUUCCUCAAAUACUAUCUUUGUCCCUUUUCUUCAUUGUGUUUCCAUGCUUGUUGGUCUCCGUUGUCCGAACCUCACAUCCCUCUAAACUCAGUCCUCCCACCAACAAGCUGCAAAAAGCUACAAAUCUGUGUAACUUGUGUUAACUGAGGAAGUUUACACCACAGUACUUAGAUGGCAAGAAACAGCCCUGAUUCAGAAUAAGAAAGGUCCUCUGAGGACUCCAGACUACAUGCACUUCCUGUUUCCUGGGAUACGACAUUGUUAAAGGACAAUUUAUCCCCGGCCCCUCCCAAAUUUUAUUUAAUUUCUUUUUUUUUGUAUAUGUAUGAACUAUACUCUGUGUGUGCCUCACUUCUGUGUGAAACUCAAAAAGAUGAAACAAAACAAAAAAGAUGACAAAAGCAUUACAGAGAGGAUAAAAAACAGUACGUUGGUGGAAUUCUGAUCACGUCAUUUAAGUUGCCUGUUCUUUCUUGUAGCCAACUAUUGAAAAUAACAGGAUUCAAGAAUACAAUUUACAAUGUUCUAGCUCUAGACCGGUGUAGCACAUGUGUGACUGUAUUAAUUUAUGAAACCAAAAUGGUAACUGUGAAUUAUGUAUUUCUUUGUGCAUUUUUUUUUUUAAAAGCGGGGGAGAAGGUUGUUGGGACACGGCAGCAGCUGAUGCUCGUGUCCGAAAAAAAACGUUUUGUUUUUGGUGGAAUAUAAUGGAAGCAGAACAUGUUUCCGGAAAAAGAGAAAAAAAUGAAAAAAAAAGAAAAAAACUGGAAAAAAAAUGAGAAAAAAAGAAAAAAUAUAUGAAUAUAUUUUUUUUCUUAAGCAAUACAUUUCAGUGUGACUUGUGAUAGAACAUUUUCUUUUUUUAGGUAAUAAAUAAAUAAAAAACAAAAUGAGUA